Molecule: messenger RNA, 810 nt
Organism: Exophiala spinifera
Lineage: Eukaryota; Fungi; Ascomycota; Eurotiomycetes; Chaetothyriales; Herpotrichiellaceae
Exons: 2
Coding region: 1-810 (269 amino acids)
Source: RefSeq, a predicted model, not a curated record
AUGGUCCCAACAGAGACUUUCAAGAUCAAAGACGCUUCUCGUCAGGCAGAGCGGCGGCGGCGCAAGUCACAAGGACUGCCAGCCUCGCCGGACGUCGGGGUGCUUGCAGAUAUGGUCUCCUCGCUGCGACACGAGGCGGAGGAACACCUGGGACACGGCGUCCCCUCCGCACUCGCGGCAACACCUAACCUCGCUGCUCUCUACCGCGAGGACAUCGAGGAUGCCUUCGAGUACCUGUCAUUGAAAUUCCUCCACAAUCCCAAUCCACACCUCCCGCUCUUCCGCGAGCCGGCGGCCGUGUACGCCGGCCACGGGUUCGGCAUUUGCAGGCACCCUUUCGAUUCACAUUCGUGCCUGGACGAGCUGCUGAAGAUGCCGGACACCAGCGUCCUCACCGUUCUGUACACCCGCAGUGUCCUCGGCGUCGAAAUUUGUGAACUGGCGUCCGCAUAUCGGUACGUCCCGUAUCCGACAUCCCCAACUUCAAUGGACUUCAGUUUGGGCUCCGACGCGAGGCACGACAAUCCGGACGAAUGGUACUAUUGGCAGGCAGUGCGGGAGAGGGUGUUGACGGCCAUUGCGGUCAAUUGGCCCAACAACAAACCCAGCAAGCUCUUCCUCAUGGGUGAGAGCGCGGGAGACCUGAUGUUCAGAAUUAUACUCGAAGACACGGUGGUUGGCGCGCUGGGGUACAAUCCCGACGCAUAUCCGGGCCAUGAGGUUUUUGGAGCCGCGAGAGGGGCGGCGGUGCUUGCAAGCCGGGGUGGAUAUUUUUGGAACUCAACCCAGAGCCCCCUGAUUCUGGCAUGA